Messenger RNA from Chiloscyllium plagiosum (whitespotted bambooshark), 2412 nucleotides. The record is from RefSeq and is a predicted model, not a curated record. Lineage: Eukaryota; Metazoa; Chordata; Chondrichthyes; Orectolobiformes; Hemiscylliidae.
AGAUCUGUCUGUUGCCAAGUAUCGUGAACUGACUUUCCUUCGCUGUAAACGACUGUUUGAAUAUGACUUCUUGAAAUUUGCAGAUGUUGUGCAAGAUCCUCUAAAUGGUCUUGCAGUAGUACAUUGUUUAGGAAUGUACGACUGGUCACUGGUUACUGUCUACGCUCUAAAUAAACUGAUGUUUGGAGGGACGGUUUUAAAUUCUGGAUCCAGUAGACAUCAUCAGUUUGUAGAGAAGAUAAUAAAUAUGGAGAUCUUUGGAUGUUUUGCUUUGACUGAGUUAAGCCAUGGCAGCAAUGCUAGAGCUAUGAGAACAACAGCAAAGUAUGAUCCAGAAACACAGGAAUUUAUCAUCAAUUCUCCUGACUUUGAAGCAGCUAAAUUCUGGAUUGGGAACAUGGGGAAAACUGCCACACAUGCUGUUGUAUUUGCACAGCUCGAAACUCCCGAUGGAGUCUGUCAUGGCCUUCAUUCUUUUGUUGUUCAAAUCAGAGAUCCAAAGACCUUACUUGCAAUGCCUGGAGUAAUGGUUGGAGAUAUUGGAAAAAAGUUGGGAUUAAAUGGAAUAGACAAUGGAUUUGCUGUGUUCCACAAUGUGAGAAUACCACGAGAAAAUCUACUAAAUAGAACUGGAGAUGUCACACCUGGGGGAAUUUAUACAACUUCAUUCAAGAAUCCUAAUCAACGAUUUGGUGCUUCACUUGGAGCGCUUUCUUCUGGUAGAAUUACAAUCACAGGAAUUGCAACUUCGAAUCUUAAGCUGUGCUUAACAAUUGGUAUUCGGUAUUCUGCAGUACGUCGUCAGUUUGGACCAACAGAUCACUAUGAAAUACCGCUGCUCGAAUAUCAAUUGCAGCAAUGGCGACUUAUUCCCUUUGUGGCAGCCACCUAUGCGUUAGACCACUUUUUUAAAUCACUGUUCAUAAAUUCUGUUGAAUAUCAAAGAGGAAUGUUGAUGAAGGACAAGAGUGAGAGACAGGCAGAGCUCGGUAAAGAAAUUCAUGCAUUAUCUAGUGCAAGUAAAUCUCUUUGUUCAUGGACAGCUCAACAAGGCAUUCAAGAAGUCCGUGAAGCUUGUGGUGGUCACGGCUAUCUUGCUGUGAAUCGUCUUGGGGACAUUAGAAAUGACAAUGAUCCUAACUCUACAUAUGAAGGUGACAAUAAUGUCUUAUUACAACAAACCAGCAACUACCUUCUCGGAUGGAUUAAAGCAAAACACCAAGAUCAUGUUACUAUCAAGUCCCCAUUGCAAUCAGUUGACUUUCUGGAAGAUUUGAAUUCUAUUCUUACCCAAGAAUUUCCAACAACUAAUGAUGAAUGUCUGGACUGUUCAGUUGCUUUGGCUGCGUACAAAUGGUUAGUUUGCCACUUGUUGCAUGAGAGCUGCGUGAAACUGCAUAAUGAGAAGAAUUUGGGCAAAUCAGACUUUGAAUGCAGAAACAACAGUCAGGUGUAUUAUUGCAGAUCUUCAGCAAUUGUCUUCAUUGAGUACAAUGUGCUGCAAAGAUUUCAUGAUUUUGUUCAUAGUUCUGACACACCAAUCAGCUUACAACCUGUGUUAAAGCGUCUCUGUUCCCUAUAUGGUCUGUGGACUCUUAAUAAACAUACAGCAGUAUUGUACCAAGGGGGCUAUUUCACCGGUGACAAACCUGGAAGAAGAUUGCAAAAUGCCAUUCUAAAUCUAUGUGCACAGCUGAAGGAUGAUGUAGUGGCUCUUGUGGAUGUCCUUGCUCCUCCUGAUUUUAUUUUGAAUUCACCAAUUGGGAAAGCUGAUGGAGAGAUUUAUAAAAACCUGUGGGCAGCAGUUCUUCAGGGCAAGAACGUACUUGAGAGACCAGCAUGGCCAAGAACAAAGUAACUACAGUCCCAUUGCAGUCUUUCUGUGGGAAGAUCACAAAGCUCCUCUAACCUCCCUGUGAAGAUACAGCAAUGCUCUCUCCUAAAGAUCAGCCAGUUUGCAAAACUCCUCCAAGAGCACAACACAAUACUUCUAAAACCUUUCCAAGAGCAAAAGUAAAGAGACACAGCAUGUCAUCUGCAAGUUGGAUUGCUAACCUUCUACAGAGCCAAUUUUUUCAGUCUUAAGUGGCAAUCCAGAUUGAAUUUCUCGUAUUCCAUUAUCCUUUACGUGAUAUUAUGUUCCAAGUAUCUGGAAAAAUGUGUAAGCAAUUAAAAAGUGCUGAACUACGACAAGGUCCUGCAACAAGAGGUGUACAGCUACAUUUGUAAUAGACAUUCCAUGACAAGAUACUCAAUGAUUAAUGCUGCACUACAUACUUGUGUAUAAGUACACAGUUAAUGAGUAAGGAGAUCAGGUAAGAACAAAGAAAGACAGUACUAUCCUUGAGCUUGAGAUGUCUGAAAAGUUCUUUCCUCACUGUUGUUCUGAAUUAGUUAAUCCCCAUUCUCCAA